Messenger RNA from Drosophila guanche, 1314 nucleotides. RefSeq lists its product as uncharacterized. Bases 61 to 1275 code for a protein of 404 amino acids. The record is from RefSeq and is a predicted model, not a curated record. The transcript is spliced from 3 exons. NCBI's taxonomy places the organism in Eukaryota, Metazoa, Arthropoda, Insecta, Diptera, Drosophilidae.
ACGCGAGUGUUGUGUCUUGUGUCAGUCGAGUGGAGCAGUUUGCCAGCAACGGACGGGGCCAUGGAUCCUCCACAGAAGUCAGAUUACAGCGCGGAAUACUUCGAGAAAGCUCUGGCCAAAGCUCACAUAAGCCCCAAUUUAAGCGUGCAAAGCUUUCACAUCGAGGCUCUAAGCCAAAAUGGAGAGAACUUUUGCAGCGUCAUCUACCGCGUGGUAGUGGAAUUUCGCAAGACAGCCGACGGCCCCCUGGAGACGGGGCGCUACAUCAUCAAGGAUUUGCUGCCUGUUGUAGCCGAGCUGGGGACCAACGAGAAGACCAUGUUUGAGGAGCUGCUGCCAGCCAUGGGUGACAUACUCGGAAGUGCCCCACACAGUCUGGGCGAGCACAAACUGGGCGCUGAUUGCCUCUUGGCAGAUGCAACCAACGGCAAGGAGGUGUACGUGCUGGAGGAUCUUGGCGCUUUAGGCUAUGCCUCAAUGGAUCGCUUUCGGGGUCUGGGUCUGGAGGAUGCACAGAUUUGUCUGCGAAAGAUGGCUCAGUUCCAUGCCGCUUCGAUGAUUUUGUGCCAGCAAAAACCCGAACUUGUGGCUAAGCUUUCGCCCUCACACUAUGCCGAGGGAGUGUCGGAUCCCUUUGCUCAGCUGAUUGUGAUCGGUGGAACCGAAUACGCGGCCGAUGUGCUCUCCCAAGAGCUGCCGCAGAUAGCUAAGAAAAUGAAGGCCCAGAUACCAGAGGAAUACUCGAAGCGAAUCAGGGCCGUGGUUGAUCCCAAGAACUCUGCCUUCAAUGUGAUUGUUCAUGGCGAUCUGUGGGUGAACAACAUGAUGUUCGAUCGAAGCAAUGGCAAUGCCAUACUCGUGGACUUUCAGAACUGUUUCCUGGGCAGCCCGGCCAUCGAUGUGCAGUUUUUCUUCUACACCAGUCUGCAAUUGGAGGUGCUGCUGCACCAGCAGGAUGCACUGCUGCAGCACUACUACCACAGCCUCACCGAGACCCUGAAACUGUGCGGCUAUACCGGCUCUGUGCCCACCUUUGAGCAGUUAAUGGCUGAGAUGCAGCGUUGCUUGUAUUAUGGCUACUAUGCCGUUGCCUGUGAGCUGCCCAUCUGUUGCGCCUCCCCCGAGGCCAGUUCGGACUUCAAUUUGAACACUUUUGACAACAAACAGGCCUUGGAAACGAAGCGUCGCCAGCUCUUUGCCAGCGAGCGUGUGCGUCAGACGAUCAAAGCUGCAUUGUUGACAUUCGAGCAGCAGGGAAUACUGGAGACACCUUAGAAGAAGUGACUACAAAUGCAUUUUGGGAUUGUGCAUGCU